AGUUGUCAACUUCCCCUUGGAAACCAAACCAUCAACAACCCUUUAAAAAAUUAAUAAAAUACUGUCUUUAAAAUUCCUUUAAAUUAAAUUCGAUAUAAGUAUUUGAAUAUACAAUUUAUUUUAAAAAAGGAUGUAAAUUAAUUUAAGUUUUAAAAAAUAUGUAAUUAUUAUUAUAGAUAUCUAGAUCUAGAUACAAGUUACAAGUCUAUGUUUAAUUUAAAUUUUGUGGAAGCAUGCUUCAUAAUUUUUCAUGCCUCAUGUUAACCUAGUAAGGAUAUUGAUAUAAACUACUACUUAGAAAGAGGUCUGUACACAGAAUGAAUAUCAAACAUGAGUUUAAUGCAACUAAUGAUCAAGAAAUUCAAGCAAAACUUCUUGAAGCUGAUGAUAAUUUAACAAAAGAAAACAUUAUAAACAUGGCAGCAUCAUACCUUAAACCUAAAUUAUGUGAAGCCUUAAAUCUCUAUGGUGCCCUUGCUGCAACUAACAAUCUUGGCCAAAGAAAACCUAACUCUCACAAAACACAUGCCAAUGAUGGAAGUAACAUUUGUGGCUGGUUUGUUAACCCAAAAGUCACGUUUAGAAAAACUGAAAGUGCUCCAGCAGGGAGAUUAAAAGGAAAUUCACGAGCUUGUGAUAAAGAUUAUUUACCUGAGGCUUACAAGCACUCACAGAAUGAUUUUGUUUUUCAUCACUAUUCUGAUUCUAAACGUUACAUUGAACAGUAUCGAAGGGAGAAUUCAUGUGUCUCCAAUGGAUCAGCUGUUAAAAAUAAACUUUUAGAACAGCGGAGCUGCAGUGAAAGUGACACUUUAAUUGCCCCGACAAACUCCCCACUGUGCGCUCAACAAUUUUCAUCUCUUCAAUCUGUACAGCUGUUUGACAAUUAUUUUCAAAAUAGAGAACAUACGACACUUCUUGAGCAGCGAUCAUCACAGCCACAUUUCAUUACAAAAAGAGAUAACCAAAGACAGAUCAUCAGUGCUAAUUUGUUCAAAAACUUGCAGAAACAUUUCAAGUUCCCUAGUCAUUUAUCACAAGUGGAAACGCCAGUGUUGUUGUCAUCUGGUGAAAAAGACAGUAUUAGAGACAAAUUAAAAAUGUGCAGCUCUGAGCUUGAUGAUUCUCUAGUUCCUGCUAUUAACAUUGUUUCACUUAAUAAAAAUAUAGAUACCAAAGUCAGUUUACAGACUCUUCCAACAACUAGUGAAAUAUCUCUUCAUAAUUUAAAAACAAAGUCUGCAAGCCUGAGAUGUCCAAAGGACACUUUUGUCACAUACCAGUUCUUAGGCCAUAAAAUUGGCAGUCAAUCAGCUAAUCAAUUGAGAACCAUUGAAUCUGGUGUUGCUGGAAAUGAAAAGCAGUCUUCUUUGGCCAGAGAUGACAGCACUGACAGCUUAAAGUCAGUACCAAAGCAUGUGUCAGUCAGUAGCACUCCUGAAUCCUCUAAGCUUUCUGAAGAGGGUGAUUGCAGAAUAGUUCUAGCUCCUGAUGUUAACAAUUUAGUGAGGAAUGGGAAAGUAGAUCAAGACAGAAAUGGCUUAAACAGUCGUAGUGGCCAAUCACUCUCUAAGCAAAAAUAUCACCAUGACUUUGAUAUUAUUUUAACACCAAAUGUGGACUCAAAGUUAGAUUAUGGCUAUACAAUAUCCCUUAAUGAUUUUGUAGCUGACAGUUCUCCAUUGCUGAAAGCUCAGUCAUUCAAGUUAGACAUUUCAUCAAGCUUGAAUAAAAAUGUAAAACAGAAGUUUUCAAGUGUCUCUACUAAGAAGAGAAUAGCAAAGAGCAAACCUUUAGGCUCUGGCUAUAGAAAGUCUGUAACAGACUCCUGGAGUUCUACUGAUUCUAAGCAAAGCCCUUGGGAACAAAAACAGACAUCAGAUUUCCCAAAUAUUUUUGAUAGUAAAGUAGGCAAAGACAUGAACAAUGAAUUGAGAGGGAACUCUGCACCUUAUUUUAAAUUUUGGAGUUCAAGUAUGCCUCCGAAAUCUUGCAAGAUGCGAAGAAACAUAUCGCAUGAACAGACUCUGCAACAGCUGACAGAGUGGAUGCUGGCAGACCAAGAGGCCUCUAGCAAUGACCUUGAACUUGCAAAGAGAGCCAGAAAGGCUCUAGAAGAAGAACAGCAGCAGUCAGCAACAUCAACAUUCACAUCUGGGAUGUGGUAUGAUCCUAAUGGCCGAGUUUAUAUGAGCUUAGCAACUCGUUAUGAAAACAUUUCCAAGUAAAAGAAGGCCAGAUAUCAGAUUUUGAUGAUCAAAGAAAGACCAAAGGCCAUCAAGUAAGUCUGUCAGGUUCCGCCAAUAGGAUUGCUCAACUCUGACAUAACCAUACAGACAAGUGCAAUGAUGGGCCAACUAAAGACUUUUUCUGACUUGAAAAAAAAAUAUCUAUGCUUAACUGCUUUUGUGAAAUUUUAUGGGUGGUGCCUAGUCAAAAUAUUGAUGCUUAAGUGUGGGCAAUGUAGUCGCCUUAACUAUUUUAUUUUGUAGUUUAGCUUCAUUAAAUAAAAAAUAUAUAUUACUCGGCCACACAAGAAAGACAUAGGUGGCCAACUUGAUUCCAUGAAAGGAACAUCACCAAUGACUUGAUUCUGCAAAAAUAAUAAUGGUUAUUGAAUUGAUUCUAAUAUUAAGAUUUGGACAAUUUAAAAAAAAGCAAAUUUUGUUUCUUGGAUGCUAAAUAUCUUGUCUAGACAUAGUAUUGAAUAAAAGAUAUUUUGGAUUGGUAAGUGUAGAUAUGAAACAUUCCUGUCAUUAGGUAACCAUUUUAAAAGCAACAAAAUGACCUUGUUCCAGAUAAACAUCUUUAAAUUAAAGGAAUAUUCAGAACUGUAAUGCCUUCAGAAGAUAUCUAUAGCAUCAAUUAUACUAAUUUUUGUACUGAUGCUAAAAUGUAAUUGGCUGUAAAUUGUUUUCCUGAAAAUUAUGGUAGUAGUUUUAGAAUUGACUCCACUGGAGUAAACAAGCUUGUCCACAAUGUAAUUGUCAUUGAACGUCCUGUCUUCCUUCACAGUAAUCAAAAGAAAUGCAUUUGUGCCUUGAAUAAACAUUUUGAAACAAAUGGUCAGUGUUCAACUUUUUAUGACAAUCAUCUAUUACAAAAACCUUUUGGCAUUGCUUCUUAUUGUGAUGAAUCUUUUGCAAAAGGUCAAAUUAAUGACUUAUGUGCCAAGUGACUUUGCUUGGAUACAAACUCUCAUUUCUUAGCCAAAAAUUCAUUUACUUGAGUGUAUGUGUACAAAAUAUUUUGGACCCUUAUUUCACAUGAUUUUAUAUUUAAUCUUCACUGUAAUGCUUUAAAAUAAUAGGGCCAAAUUUAUUAACAAUCGUUUUUUUUUUUUUUUUUAACAAAAACAAUUUUUUUUUUGGCUUAGGUAUUUUGGUUAAGUUUGAACAUUUUUUGUUGAUUUCUGUAAGAAUAAUUAAAAUGUUGGUGCAGCAUAUGACAGCAUGAGUAAAUUGUCUCAUUACUCGCUCUAAGCCAUUCAAUUUCUUGCUGGUAUGCAGGGCUGAUGUAAAAAUGAAAACAUCCCAAAGUAAGAGAGCUUAUACAAGUGAAACAAGGAUUUUAAUCAAAAAGAAAUAUCUUUACAUCUUAUCUUCCUAUAUCAACAUUUCAUUCACAGAUUAUCAUAAGGUCAACACAGUAUCCAAAUAAAAUUUUAACAUGAAUUACAUUAGACAACAAAACAAAAUUUUACACAUGGACAUAGGACAGGAAUUUUUAAACAAAAAAAAAAAAAAAAAAAAGACUGGUAAUGGUGACCUUGGCCAACAAGUUACACCAACAGUCAACAAGUCCUGUAAAACACAGGCAACAUGUGUUACACAUUUCAGUCAAUGCAAGGCCAUUAAUACAUCAUGUGUUUGUGUUUAGCCUUUUUCAACAAUGUAAAUGAACUGAUUUUUUGUAUCAUUAUAUAUUAAUGUAGGGUCAAAACAAAGUCUAAAACUACAGCAAGGUGUAACAACUUUGUCAUAGCUUCCUUGGAUAAUUCUUAUAAGAUAAUCAAGGGCAAAAAAAAAUAAA
Molecule: messenger RNA, 4032 nt
Organism: Biomphalaria glabrata
Lineage: Eukaryota; Metazoa; Mollusca; Gastropoda; Planorbidae
Exons: 6
Coding region: 318-2228 (636 amino acids)
Source: RefSeq, a predicted model, not a curated record